AUGCCACGUUUGACAGCCAUCGAGAGAGAGAGCCGUUGGAAUGGGUCCGUGUGUCCCUCAGAACAAGGUCUGUAUACUCGAGGAGAUGGAAUAAACGUACUGACAACAAACAAUUUCGCGGAUGUUGUUUUCAAGAAAGGAAGAAAUUCAACUUGGUUGAUACAGUUUUACAAUUCUUGGUGUGGCCAUUGUAGGAGAUAUGCUCCAAAAUAUAAGAAAUUGGCCAAAGACAUAGAAGGAUGGUCGAAAGUCAUGUCUCUAGGAGUAGUAGAUUGUUCAGAUAAUGUAAAUACUGAAUUAUGUAGAAAAUAUGAUAUAGCUGCCUACCCCACCAUAAAGAAUAAAACAGUGAGAUCUGAUUCUCCUAUAAUUCAUUAUAUCUUACUGUGUAAGUUUUUCCCACUGAAUGUUUCACCGAAUAAAACCAAAAUGGAGACUGUUCCAGCCCUAGAUCCCAACGAACUGAGACUUACCUUGUCUCAAAUAGUCAACAAUUUACACUUGAAGAAAAGGCAUAAAUCCUGGCCCAAACUUAAACCAUUAAGGUCUAUAGAAGAGAUAUGGGAGGAAGCUAAGUCAGAACAUAAACAUGUUAUAUUGAUAUUCGAAGAGCAGAAUUCUUUACUGGGUGUUCAGUUGAUAUUGGACUAUAUGACAGAAAAGAAAGUAUUGUUAAGGAGAUUACUGAAAGAAACUGUAGUAAAAUAUGGUAUAAAUAAAAUACCAUCAUUAUAUGUAGUCAAUACUGAUGGUACAUACAAUCAUAUAGCAAGUGGUAUUGGAGUUGAUGUUGAUACAGAUACAGAUAGAACAACGUUUAGAGAGGCUAUUAACAACCUCAUGAAAAAUAAUUUUAAAACCAAAGAAGAGAAUAAAGUAGUUAUUAAUAAAGAUGGAAAAGUUGAGAUUCCAGAAAGCAUAAUGGGGGCAGGAGAUGGUCCUAAAGAUGAUGAUGUGAAAAUUAAAGAAAUAGAAAAACCACAAGUAUAUCUACAAGAUUUAGAAUCAGCGUUACAUUAUUCGUUCCGUCAGGAGAUCGCUAUCUGUAAGGAAAUUAGUGGUGAUAAAUUAGCUGCUCUUCAAAACUUUGUAUCUGUACUAUCAAAGUAUUUACCAGGCAGAGAUGAAAUAAAAAGAUUUUUACAGCAAGUCAGUGAUUGGUUAACAACAGUUACUACAGUUAUAUCUGGAGGGGAAUGGGUCCACGGCAUAGAUAAUUUACAGGAUGAAAUGGCCUAUCUACCUGAGACAACAGAGUGGAGAGGGUGUAAAGGGAGUGAACCCCAUUAUAGAGGCUACCCGUGUAGUAUGUGGACAUUAUUUCAUACCCUGACAGUCAAUGCCUAUUUAUCAGAUAAAGUUGUAGAUAAUCAAGAAGUAUUAAAAGCUAUUAAAGGUUAUAUGGAAUAUUUUUUUGGUUGUGCCGAAUGUUCCACUAAUUUCUUACAAAUGGCUAAGACUAUAGAAAGUGAGAUAAAUAACAAGAAGGAUAUGGUUUUAUGGCUAUGGAGUGCUCAUAAUAAAGCGAAUAUAAGACUUCACGGAGAUCUUUCCGAGGAUCCACAAUAUCCUAAAAUACAGUUCCCGUCUCCAGAUGCUUGCCCAAAAUGUUUUGAGUUGGGAAGUAAGCCGUGGAGUCCAAAAUACCGAAAUACUGAAGUAUUGAAUUUUAUAGUUGAAAUGUACAGUGGUGAAAACCUAGUUAAAACAUUCCUGAAGGAGGAUAAAGAAAAAACAUUACUUCGAUCUAAAUCCAAGACGGACCAUCGACAACUAGAUUGGUGGGAGAAAAAACAGCGGCAACAAGACUUAAAACAAUUACAAAAUAUACAUAAACAAAAACACGAUAGAAUCAUUGCUAAAGCUGUCGAUGAAUAUAGAACUAAGAAUUAUGUUCGGAGACAAAAGAUAGAGCGGCACCCCCACGGAAUGCCUGGUAGAACCUCCUGGGGGUUAAGUACUGUUGAUUUAGGGAUGUGUUUUGCAUUCUAUGUUAUUUGUGCCGUCAUUGUCUUAAUGCUUUAUUAUCAUUUUACAAUCAGAACUAAACGUAAAACCGUGUGUAAAUUUUUACCCGUAUGACUAGCUGGAGUCAUUAUUGUGAUAUUUUUGAUUUUAAUUCUGUUUUAUUUUAAACACUAUUGUUAUAUUAUUAAGAAAUUGUUGUGAUUUUAGUCACCCUGUUGAAUGAAAGGGGAAAUGGGUUAGUCCAAAUUGUAGCUCGUUAAAUAAAAAUGAAUCUACCAAAGAAAAAUUAUUUGAUCCUUGUUUUAUUUUUUUUUUUGUGAUUUACUUCACAUGACAUCCUUGAUCUGACAAAAUUCUUCUUUAGGUUGAGUUCAGUCAAAAUUUUAACCUUUAUUUAGAAAGGGGUAAUGGUUUAAAAUAGU
This is a messenger RNA of Lottia gigantea (owl limpet), 2390 nucleotides long. RefSeq lists its product as hypothetical. Lineage: Eukaryota; Metazoa; Mollusca; Gastropoda; Lottiidae. The transcript is spliced from 12 exons. Gene Ontology annotation, biological process: protein folding. Gene Ontology annotation, molecular function: flavin-dependent sulfhydryl oxidase activity; protein disulfide isomerase activity. Gene Ontology annotation, cellular component: Golgi membrane. The coding region runs from base 1 to 2082 and encodes 693 amino acids. The record is from RefSeq and is a predicted model, not a curated record.